AUGGAGGACACAGCCGCCGAAGCCGCUAUGCCCGACGGCGCGGUGUUCUGCAAGUCCUGUGACGCGGUGGUCGACGAGGUGGAGGAGUUCGGCGGCGCGCUCAUGUGCGCCGCGUGCGGCACCGUGCUCGAGGAGGCAGGGCUGGUGUCCCACAGGGACCGGCCCCAAACAGAGGUCGUCCCAGCAGAGGGCUUCGGCGUUGUCGUGCGGCACGACGACUCGGGCGCCGUCGCGGGCCGCAUCGUGCGCAGCCAGAACCAGGGCGGCUCCCGAGACCUGCGCGGCGCAGGGGGCCGCCCCCUGCCGGACCUGCGGCCGCAGCUGGCCGCGCUCUCCGCGGGCGCGACCGCCGCGCGGCUGCCGCCGGGCGCGGCGCGCGACGCGGCGGAGCUGCUGCCGCUGGUGGUGGCGGCGUACGCGCGGAACGGGCGAUACGUGGUGGCGCCCGUCACGGCGGCGGUGGCGUACCUGGCAGCGCGAAACCUCAUGCACAGCGUGUCACUGUCGGAGAUGGCGGUGGCUUUCGGGGUAAAGCCUCUGGAGGUCGGGCGCCACUACCUGUUGGCCGUGCAGCUGCUGUCUAUGAAGCCGCCGCCGCCGCGCCUCCAGGCCCUCAUCCUGCGCCACGCCUCCAUCCUGCUGCCCCGCACCUUCCCCGAGUGCUCCGACAACCCCCGGGCGCACCCGGUGACUAAGCUGGCGCGAGACCUGGGUGACCUCAUGACUAAGGUCGACGCGCUACACGGCCGCAACCCGACGGUCGCCUCGGCGGCGCUGCUCGCGCUCGCGUACAGCGCGCACGGCGGCGCCAAGGCAAGCUCGGCCGCAGCGGACGUGGCGAGCCUGCUGGGGUUUGACCGCCACACGGUGCAGCAGCAGGUGCGGGCCUACGAGGCCGAGGUCGCGAGGCUCGCGCCGCUGCUGCCGUUCGCGAGCGCGGCCGGCGCGGCGCCGCCGCGCGCGGCGCAGCUGAUGCACCACACGCCGCUAAUGCUCAGGCUGCACGAAGUCGUGGCGCGCGCGCAGGCCUAUGGGGCCGCGGCGGCUGUGCAGCAGCAGCAGCAGCAGCAGCAGCAGCAGCAGCAGCAGCAGCAGCAGCAGCAGCAGCAGCAGAACGGACACAGGUAG
This is a messenger RNA of Monoraphidium neglectum, 1128 nucleotides long. RefSeq lists its product as hypothetical. The record is from RefSeq and is a predicted model, not a curated record. NCBI's taxonomy places the organism in Eukaryota, Viridiplantae, Chlorophyta, Chlorophyceae, Sphaeropleales, Selenastraceae. Gene Ontology annotation, cellular component: nucleus; transcription preinitiation complex. Gene Ontology annotation, biological process: DNA-templated transcription initiation; transcription preinitiation complex assembly. The coding region runs from base 1 to 1128 and encodes 375 amino acids. The transcript is spliced from 4 exons.